Messenger RNA from Arabidopsis lyrata subsp. lyrata, 746 nucleotides. RefSeq lists its product as uncharacterized. The transcript has a single exon. Bases 191 to 610 code for a protein of 139 amino acids. The record is from RefSeq and is a predicted model, not a curated record. Lineage: Eukaryota; Viridiplantae; Streptophyta; Magnoliopsida; Brassicales; Brassicaceae.
UGCCAUUUUCUAUUUUCCUUCACAUGUUCCUUCAUAAUUAAAAGCUAAUGACCGUUUCUUUUGCGCCCUCAUUAACGACAACACACAAAAACACCUCUCUCCCUUUUAUUCUCUCCUCUUCACAUCAGUACUCUUUCUGUUUUCCUCUCUUUUAUACGCAUUGUCUCAAUCUUGAGUCUGAAUCUCGGUGAUGGAAAAGAGUGUUAACACGUUUGGGAAAAGCGAGUCCCCAAGAUCACCGACUAGGCUGCAGAGGCAAGCUCCCUCAGCUCUGAAUCUUGACCGUGUUUCCGAGAAUCCCUUUGUGCAGCAGUCUUGUGAUGCAGUUGCAGGUGCAGCUAUUCCUCUGCUUUCACCUCUCUUUGUCUCUCCAAAUUCGCACUCUUCUCACUCUAAAGAAGGGCACAUAAAUCCAAAUCCACACGCUUCUCCCUCUAGAGAAGGGCACGAUUUUACGUUUCGGGCGGGUAAUAGUGAGAAGAACGGAUCUCAGCCUUCAAUGGACCACAAGGAAGGGUGGCAGCAUUCGGCUAAGGUCGACCAUAGUGACCAGAUGAGUCUCUUGAAUAUGUUUCAGACCAAGUUCCUGCUUGUAGAUCAUUCACAGUGAGGGUUUUAGCAUUUAUGAUGGUUUCUUUAUGUUUUUCUUGCUAAUCCAUUUCUCAAGAUGCUGUAAUAAGAUAUUAGCUAGAUACAAUUGUAAGCAAGAUCCAGCUUUUGGGAAGUUAAUUUUCCAUUGCGUAAAA